AUGUUGUCUCAAACCCAAAAACCUGAACCUCUUGCAUAAGACGUUUAACUGUGAGCCAUAACACCAGUCCAUGGAGGGACGAUGAGGCUGUGGGUGCUGUUGCUGCUUCUGUAUUUCCACCUUGGUAAUGCGCCCUGGACUGAAGGCUCUUGCUCUCUCCCCCUCAGCAGUGGUUGGUAUUUCACUCCCUGCACCAUCCAACGUCUCCAUCUCCUCCUUCAACAUGGAGCAUUCAAUCAGCUUCCUGCCAGGGCCCAGGACCCCCUCUGGCACCCUCUUCACCAUCCAAGUCAUCUGCCACAGGAAGAAGUCAUGGACACCAGUGAGGAGUUGUGUGGACCUGACGGCUGGACAGGUGUGCAAUCUAACCAGAGAGUUCAAGGACCCGUACAGUCACUACAAAGCCCGCGUCCAGGCCUUCACGCCCACCCAGACAUCCAGCUGGACUGAAUCAGGCUGGUUCCAGCCUCUGUCAGACACUGUGUUGGGACCUCCCCAUGUGUCUGUGUCAGGCUGUGGGAACUGUUUGAUCCUGCAGCUCAGAGUUCCUGAAACAAGGGGGCUCCAUCAGGACCUGCAACUGAUGGACCUCUACAGAGGAGUCAUUUUCCAUGUGCAAAGGACCAGGGACGGGGCACAGUUCAGACUGAACCUGCCCUACAGUGAGGAGACUGUGAUCACGUACCUGCAGCCAGGUGUAGAGUACUGUGUGACCGUCUCUGUGAGAACGCUCUUCAGCUCCAGCUCUGUCUCCAGUAAACCUUAUUGUGCCUUCACCAGCCCUCCUCCACCCAGAAGCUCAUUGCAUGUGGUCUUCGGCCUGCUGGGUGCUUUCUGUAUGCUGGGAUUCCUCCUCUUUGGAUUGGUUGUUUACCGUCAUCAGCUGAGCUCCGAGUUCCUGAGACAAUGCCGAUCCAGAACUCUGUCAUACACAGAUACACAAUAAAAGCUCUACCAGCUGCCUCCUGACUGCCCACAGCCCGAUUCAACCACUGAGGAGCAACUCUGAGGGGGGAGUGGAAGACAUUUCCAGUGAAAGUGUUCCAGGAGGGAUAGGACUGAGGUCAAGACCAGAAGAGCAUAUUUAGGCCGAGUUAAU
Molecule: messenger RNA, 1099 nt
Organism: Toxotes jaculatrix (banded archerfish)
Lineage: Eukaryota; Metazoa; Chordata; Actinopteri; Toxotidae
Product: interferon alpha/beta receptor 2-like
Exons: 7
Coding region: 128-946 (272 amino acids)
Molecular function (GO): protein binding
Source: RefSeq, a predicted model, not a curated record